This is a messenger RNA of Lotus japonicus, 1328 nucleotides long. RefSeq names its product protein LIKE COV 1-like. Lineage: Eukaryota; Viridiplantae; Streptophyta; Magnoliopsida; Fabales; Fabaceae. Gene Ontology annotation, cellular component: Golgi apparatus. Bases 171 to 977 code for a protein of 268 amino acids. The record is from RefSeq and is a predicted model, not a curated record. Gene Ontology annotation, biological process: stem vascular tissue pattern formation. The transcript is spliced from 7 exons.
UUUGGCUAGCAAAAUAAAUAAAUCACACAGAAAAAAGAAAGGGGUGGUGAAGAAAGGAAGAAUAGUAAAUAGAAUUGAAUUGAUUUUGAAAAAUUGCGAUUUGUCCAACGGAGACGGAGUUGCAGAAGAAGCGAAGGGCUGGGAAUUUCCAAACGCCGUCGUUUGCGGUGAUGGGCGAUGAGAUAUCUUCCUCCUCCUCCUCCGCGGUUAUGGCCAAUAGAGACAGAGAUCGAGAGCUUCUCAUCCCCGUCGCUAACACCGCCGACGCCGCUGACACCUCCAAACCGUCCUCUUCCUCCUCCGCCAUGCGUCAUGCCGGCCGCGAGACUUUUUACAAAGUUGUUAGGAGCUGGGCAUCAAAAAAGUUCAUGACUGGAUGUGUCAUUCUUUUGCCAAUCGCAAUCACCUUCUACAUAACAUGGUGGUUUAUUCAUUUCGUGGAUGGGUUUUUUUCUCCAAUCUAUGCUCAACUUGGAAUCAAUAUCUUUGGUCUUGGAUUCAUAACUUCCAUAACUUUCAUCUUCUUGGUUGGGGUUUUCAUGUCAUCCUGGUUGGGUGCAUCUGUCCUGGGACUUGGGGAGUGGUUUAUUAAGCGGAUGCCUCUUGUUCGUCAUAUCUAUAAUGCCUCCAAGCAAAUCAGUGCUGCUAUUUCACCAGAUCAAAAUUCACAAGCCUUUAAAGAAGUAGCCAUCAUUCGGCAUCCACGUGUUGGUGAAUAUGCAUUUGGAUUCAUCACCUCAUCUGUUGUCCUUCAGACUUAUUCUGGAGAUGAGGAGUUAUGCUGUGUUUAUGUUCCCACAAACCAUCUUUAUAUUGGUGAUAUAUUUCUUGUCAACGUCAAGGAUGUCAUUAGGCCAAACUUAUCCGUCCGAGAAGGAAUUGAAAUUGUUGUUUCCGGAGGCAUGUCAAUGCCGCAGAUCCUUUCAACGCUUGAUUCACGUGUUCCAGUGGAAAUAAAUAGGCCUGACAGAAGAUGAAGGUGAAAGGUGUAAUAGUAGUUCUUUUAGUAGCUUACUUGUUUCAUAUGGAGCCAUCAAAUGCAGCCAAUUUAUGUUGCGAAUGCAGGCAUUGAAUUUACGUUGUUCAUCUAUGAGCAAGUGCUAGAUUGAGAUGGUUUGUGUAACAUUCAUUUGUGUAAUAGAAUUUGGCAUUUGUCUGAAAAUAUUGGCUGGGUGAUGAUGAUACACGGCCAUAGAAAACUGUGGUAGGAGUCUCAAAUUUUCUACUUGUGCAUAUUAUGGUGGUUUCCACUUGUUAUAGCAAUUCAAUUUUGUAGUGCCGAUUACUGACCUACAACUUUUUUUUGAAACUACUGACCUACAACUUAA